Phytophthora nicotianae INRA-310 is the source of this 522-nucleotide messenger RNA. RefSeq lists its product as hypothetical. Bases 1 to 522 code for a protein of 173 amino acids. The record is from RefSeq and is a predicted model, not a curated record. NCBI's taxonomy places the organism in Eukaryota, Oomycota, Peronosporomycetes, Peronosporales, Peronosporaceae. The transcript has a single exon.
AUGUGGCGAGACUACUGUAACAGUAACCUUCGCCAUAUUGACAGUAAUGAUCUCUACGUUCCAGUCAACACGUACUCGACAGGGGGUCGGAACAUCCGGGUAGUCUCGACAAGUCAAUUGGAAGGUUUCCAUGCUGGACUGAAGAAGCUGGUGGCUCGCCCUGUCUCGGCAAGGCUUGGUCUUCGCAUCCUUGACAUUUUUAUUGUGCAACAUAUCCUUCGAAUUGAAGCAGAGUUUGGUCGAAAUCCAGACUUCGGCGCGCUAGAUUUUGUUUCACUAGCUCAAGCUGCUAUAUGGUCUCGUGGAGCUUUGCCAGCGUCACCACAGUUGUCGUUUGUGCUUCAUAUUCUAUCUGAACAACUAGAGGGGCCGCAAUAUCGAUCGGCAUCCUCCUCUACCUCAGUAGCGACCAAGAAGUUGGAUAGGAACACAUUUAUGGCGUCACUUAAUCUACACGAGAACAGUUACGAGCCGUCCGCGGGGUUCACUGCGCAAGAGUAUGAGUUGCUUCGCCAAAUUUAA